CGACUGGAGUCGCCCUACUUUCGUAUAUCACGUAGGUGGUCAAGGUUGUGUUUUCGCAUAUUAUUACUCUUCUCAGGAAAGAAAACAGUAUUUACUGGUAUAGAAGAAAGUAGACUUUGAAGAUGGCAACUCUUUCAAUAAAAAUAAAUGUUGUAGAGAAAAAUGUAAUAAAAACAAUGAAAUUUAAACCAUCUGUGCUAGUUUAUGAUGCAUGCCGAACCAUACGAGAAAAAAUAUCUGAAGCCAACUUGGGAGAAUCAAAAGAUUAUGGAUUGUUCUUGGCUGAUGAGGACCCAAGGAAAGGAGUGUGGCUGGAAUCUGGAAGAUCCUUGGAACACUAUCUUCUUCGAGAUGGGGAUCUAUUAGAAUAUAGGAAAAAGACAAGGACUUUGCGUGUGAGAAUGUUGGAUGAAUCAGUGAAGACUCUGAGAGUCGAUGACAGUCAGCCUGUAGCAAAUCUCAUGGUUGUCAUUUGUACAAAAAUAGGAAUCACAAACCAUGAUGAGUUUUCACUCGUGAGAGAGUUGGCCGAGGAGCCAGUCAAAGAUGCCUCCACCACAGGUACACUAACCCUCAGAAGGGAAAAAAAGGAUAAAGACAGAGACCAGAAAAUGGAACAGUUGAAAAAGAAGCUAAAAACUGAUGAUGAUUUAAACUGGGUUGACCAUUCAAAGACUUUGAGGGAGCAAGGUAUAAAUGAGGAAGAAACUCUCUUGCUACGACGAAAGUUUUUCUUUUCUGACCAGAAUGUUGACUCAAGAGAUCCUGUUCAGUUGAAUUUGUUGUAUGUACAGGCACGAGAUGCAAUUCUUAAUGGAACACAUCCAGUCACAUAUGAACAGGCAUGCAAGUUUGCAGGAAUUCAAUGUCAGAUUCAGUUUGGGGAUCACAGUGAACUGAAACACAAGCCCGGUUUUCUUGACAUCAAGGAGUUUUUGCCAAAAGAUUACUGGAAAGUAAAAGGAAUUGAAAAGAACAUAUUUGUGGAACAUAAAACAUGCCUGCACCUAAGUGAAAUUGAGGCCAAGGUCAAAUAUGUGUCACUUGCCCGUUCCCUUAGAACAUAUGGCGUUACAUUCUUUUUGGUCAAGGAAAAAAUGAAGGGCAAAAACAAAUUGGUACCUCGGUUGCUUGGAGUUACAAAGGACAGUGUUUUAAGAUUAGAUGAAAAGACGAAAGAGAUAUUAAAGACUUGGCCAUUGACUACAGUUAGAAGAUGGGCAGCAUCACCAAACAGUUUCACACUGGACUUUGGUGACUAUUCUGAUUCAUACUACUCUGUUCAGACAACAGAGGGUGAGCAGAUCUCUCAACUUAUUGCAGGGUAUAUAGAUAUUAUUUUGAAAAAGCAAAAAUCUAAAGACCACUUUGGUAUUGAAGGAGAUGAGGGUUCUACAAUGGUGGAGGACAGUGUUUCUCCUGCAAAGGCCACAAUUCUACAACAUACCCCAGCAGCAAAGCUAUCACAUGCCAGCUCAGGUUCAAUUGCAAUUCCUGCUGUUAUGAGAAGUGGAGCAGAUGGGGCUCAGAACUACAGCACAGGUCACAUGCAAGGAGUUCUUUAUGGAGAAAUAAAAGGACAAGCCCAUAGUGCUUACGCACCUACUACGCCCCAACAUCCGAAGGUACACAGCACAUUGACAGAACCCCAGCGAGCCCUGUUGAGCUCAAUUGAUGCAGGACGAGAUGCUGUGGACUUGGCUCAGAAAGAACUGCAGAUAAAAGCAGAUCUUCCAGAGUUGGGAACAGAUCCUACUUCACUGCAGUGGAGACAGAAUACCUUUGAUGUCAAAAAGCAAAGUGUGUCUUCUCAUCUUGGAGCAAUGAAUGCUGCCACUGCCCAGGUUAUCACUCUGACCUCUGGCUCACCAGAAGAUGUUGAUCACACAGGAGUUGGUACAGCUAUCAACAUCAUUACUACUAAUCUUCCGGAAAUGUCGAAAGAUGUAAAAGUUAUGGCUGCACUGAUGGAUGAAAGUCAAGGAGAUAACUUACUUGAUGCUGCAAGAAACCUUUGUCUGGCCUUUUAUGAUCUUCUAAAAGCUGCUGAGCCUGAUAGCAAAGAGCCUCGUCAAAACCUACUUCAAGCUGCCACCCGUGUAGGAGAGGCAAGCCACAAUGUUCUGUAUACCAUUUGUGAAGAAGAUGCUGUUGACAAGGAUAUACAGGACAUCCUUUUGAGCCUUGCCAAAGGAGUGGCAAAUGCAACAGCAGCUUUAGUUUUGAAAGCUAAAAAUGUGGCGAGUAGAUGCGAUGACCCAGCUUUGCAGAACAGAGUGAUAAACUCUGCAACUCAGUGUGCAUUAGCUACUUCACAACUGGUUGCUUGUGCCAAGGUGGUUGCACCAACCAUCAACAACCCUGCCUGUCAACAACAACUUGGUGAGGCAGCAAAAGAAGUGGCUAAAGCUGUAGAGAAUGUUGUUACAGUUUGUCAGAAUGCUGUUCAGGAUGAGGCCUUGCUAAAAGAAGUUGGAACUAGUGCCACCUAUGUCACUCAGUCUCUUAAUGAUUUGUUGAAUCACGUUCGAUGUUUUCCAGAGAAAUACGGACAGCCUUCUGAGCAUGAAGGUGCUGUAGACACCAUUCUUGAUGCAACAGACAAGCUUUUCAGCAGUACAGGGGAUGCCAAUGAGAUGGUGCGACAAGCUAAGGUUCUUGCCAAGGCAACAGCUCAACUUAUUCAGUCGAUUAAGGGAGAAGCAGAAUCCCAGCCGGACUCGGACAUACAGAGACGUUUGUUAGCAGCAGCCAAAUUAUUAGCAGAUGCAACAACAAGAAUGGUAGAAGCAGCAAAGGGUUGUGCUGGUAAUCCUCAUGACUCGGACUCACAAGCUGCUCUCCGUCGAGCUGCAGAAGAAUUGAGAACAGCCACUAAUGCUGCAGCUAGUAAUGCAUUAAAAAAGAAGUUAGUUUACAGACUAGAGAAUGCUGCCAAAAUUGCUGCUUCGAUGGCUACCCAGAACAUAGCUGCAGCACAGCGAGCAACAUCCCACAAUGAAAACUGGGCAACUCAAGAACAACUUAUGGAAAGCUGCAAGAGAGUUGCUGAAACAAUCCCAGCCAUAGUACAGGGUGUAAGGAGUACAAUGAAGGAACCAGAUAAUGCUUACAAUCAGCUUUUCUUGAUAAAUGCUGCUGAACAGAUGAUCCAGCCAACUAUUAAUAUGAUUUCGGCAUCAAAAGCUGCUCUUCCAACAAUAACGAACCCAUCCUCAGCUACACAACUGAACAAUACUUCCAGAGACAUGGCCAGUGCUCUAGCAGAGCUUCGUAGUGCACUAGCAAAGGCACAAGAAGCAUGUGGAACCCUUGAACUUGACAAUGCCCUUGACCUUAUUAACAGCUUGAAUGAUGAACUGGAAUCUUUCAGGAGAGCUGUAAAAUCUUUUGAAUUGAAACCUUUGCCUGGAGAAACUAGUGAAUCAUCAGCUCUUCGGCUGGGAAGUACCUCCAAAACAGUUGGUUCCUCAAUGGCACAGCUUCUUACAGCUGCAUCACAGGGCAACGAAAACUAUACAGGACUUGCAGCAAGAGACACAGCUAAUGCUUUGAAGAUCCUCACUGGAGCGGUAAGAGGUGUGGCUGCCACUACUUCAGAACAGGACGUUCAAUUGAAAGUCAUUGAUAGUGCCCAGGAUGUGAUGUUCAAGUCUGCUCACCUUGUUGAAGAAGCUCGAAGGUCUGUCCAGAACCCUGCUAACCCAGAAAACCCACAUAGACUGACACAGGUAGCCAAAUCUGUGUCAGUAGCUUUAAACAACUGUGUAAACUGUCUGCCUGGCCAGAGAGAUGUUGAUGAUGCAAUUCGUGGCAUCACUGAAGCCACGCAAGCUUUAAAUUCCCAUGAGUUCCCAAGCUCCAAUCGAUCAUACAGUGAACUCCAGAGUAACUUAAGUUCUGCUGCUGCUAAUUUGAAUAGUGAGGUUGGCAAUGUAAUGGAAGCAUCAAAGGGAUCACCAAAACAGUUGGCUAUUUCUGCCAAAAAGUUUGGAAGUGCUUUUGGUGAUUUACUGGAUUGUGGGAUUCAGAUUAUUGGACAAACAAAAGACAUGGAAGUUAGAGGGCAGAUGGUGGUGAGUCUUAAGAAUGUUUCCAUGGUAUCAAGCAAGUUAUUAGUUGCAGCUAAGUCUGUUUCUGCUGAUCCUGGUGCUCCUAAUGCAAAGAACCAGUUAGCUCUAGCUGCAAGGGCUGUGACGGAGAGCAUCAACUAUCUGAUAAAUGUCUGCACAUCUACAGCACCAGGUCAAAAGGAGUGUGACAGUGCCAUCAGAAACAUUCAGAUGAUGAGGCCACUUCUCGAAAAUCCCUCUGAAGGUGUUAAUGAUUCCUCGUACUUUGAAUGUCUAGACAAUGUCAUGGAUAAAUCAAAGACCCUUGGUGAAGGUAUGACUGGCAUUGCAAAUCAUGCAAAGAAGAGUGAGCAUGAGAAAUUUGGUGAAGCAAUCAAAGAUGUUUCCCAGUCAAUAUGUGGCUUAAUUGAAAAUGCUGCUCAGGCAGCCUACCUUGUUGGGGUGUCCGAUCCUUCCAGUGUUGCUGGGAAACCAGGAUUAGUUGACCUUGCACAGUUUGCUCGUGCUAACCAAUCCAUACAAAUGGCCUGUCAACAGUUAACAAACCAAACUAGCAACCAGCAACAGGUUCUUUCUGCAGCUACGAUUAUAGCCAAACAUACGUCAUCACUGUGCAAUUCUUGUCGAAUUGCAUCUUCUAAGACUGCAAAUCCAGUUGCUAAACGACACUUUGUGCAAUCAGCUAAAGAUGUGGCAAAUGCAACUGCCAACUUGGUGAAAGAAAUUAAGUGUCUUGAUCAAGAUCCAAAUGAAACCAACCGUCAUAACUGUUCAGCAGCUACAAAACCUCUGAUCGAGGCUGUUGAGAGUCUUACUACAUUUGCUAACUCCCCAGAAUUUGCAAGCAUUCCAGCAAAAAUUAGUCCAAAGGCUCGAGCUGCUCAGGAACCUAUUACUUCAGCAGGAAAAUCUAUCAUUGAUGGGUCAUGUAACAUGAUUCAAACAGCCAAAUCCCUUGCUCUCAAUCCUCAAGACCCUCCUGCCUGGCAGAGUUUGGCUAGUCACAGCAAGAAUGUUUCAGAUGCCAUUAAAAAGUUGGUCUCCUCCAUCAAAGAUAAAGCUCCUGGCCAGAAGGAAUGUGAAGAAGCUAUUGAGAAGUUAAGUUCGUGUAUCAAAGAACUGGAUUGUGCAGCAUUAAAUAUUAUGAGACAGGAUCUGACUUCUGGCCAAGAAAAUACGUUGAAGGGAUUUCAGGAACAAAUGGAAAACAGUGCAAUGGAAAUUAUGGACAAGAUUGACAGUGUCAGAACUUCAUCUAAAGGCGAAGCUGAGAAACUGGGUCAUGUAGUUUCCCAGUUGGUGAAUUACUUUCAUCCACUUGUACAAAGUGCUAUUGGUAGUGCUACCAAAACACUAAAUUCAAAACAGCAAAUGGCUUUGCUUGACCAAACAAAAACGGUUUCUGAAUGUGCGUUACAGCUGGUUUAUGCUGCCAAGGAGUCCGGGGGAAAUCCAAAAGCUACACACGUUCACGUAGAAAUUGAUGAUUCUGCAGAUGCCAUGCAAGAUGCGUUACACGAUCUGUUACACACACUGGAGGCUGCAGCUACGGAGGCUGGAAUAGUGACUGGAUUGGUUGAGUCUAUCCAUAAAUCAGUUGCAAAGGUGGAUGAACAUGUUCGAGUCUGUGAAAGUGAUUCUUUUGCUGACUACCAAACAAGAAUGGUGAAUUCUUGUAAGGAAAUAGCCAGACUUUCGCAAGAAAUGGUGACUAAAUCAACAACCGAUGUCAGUCAUCUGAGCCCCCUCGCAGCAAAUCUCUCCCAUCAGUAUGCUAUUGUUGCCAGUGACUCUCGAGGAGCAGUGAGUGCCACUUCCAACUCAGAGGUUGCUAACCGAAUCCGUACUGCUGUGCAGGGCCUAGGAUCAGCAUGUAUAGACUUGACUAAAUCUGCAGGGGAUUGUCAGAGUAACCACAUUGACAUCUUCUGUCAGAGAGAAGUGUCGAGAAAUGCAAAAAUUGUUUCAGAAAGAGUUUCUUUUGUGCUAGCUGCUCUUCAGGCAAAUUCCAGAGGAACACAAGCUUGUAUUAAUGCAGCCAGCACUGUUAGUGGAAUUAUUGGAGACUUGGAUACCACCAUCAUGUUUGCUACUGCUGGAACUUUACAUUCAGAAAAUGAAAAGGAAACUUUUUCUGAUCAUAGAGAAAAUAUCCUGAAAACUGCAAAGGCUCUUGUUGAAGAUACGAAAACUCUAGUUGCUGGAGCAGCUUCUAGCCAGGAACAGUUGGCUGUUGCUGCUCAGAAUUCUGUUGCAACUAUCGUGCAACUCUCUGAAGUUGUCAAACGUGGAGCAGCAUCACUAGGAUCCAAUAAUUCUGAAGCCCAAGUUUUGCUGAUUAAUGCUGUAAAAGAUGUUGCCAGUGCUUUAGGUUUUCUUAUCCAAGCAACUAAAGCUGCUUCGGGCAAGAGUAUCAACGACCCUGCCAUGUUCCAUUUGAAAGACUCGGCCAAGGUAAUGGUAACAAAUGUGACAUCUUUAUUGAAGACAGUCAAGUCUGUAGAAGAUGAACACACUCGUGGAACUAGAGCAUUGGAAUCAACCAUUGAAAUAAUUGGCCAGGAAAUCAGAACUUACGACAUGCCUAAUGUUCCCACCAAAAAAGCUACUCCAGAAGAACUUGUUCGAGUUACCAAACCUGUUACACUGGCAACAGCAAAAGCAGUUGCUGCAGGAAACAGUGGGAAACAGGAUGAAGUAAUUGUUGCUGCAAAUAUGGGAAGAAAGGCUCUGUUUGAUCUGUUGACAGUAUCAAAGAUAGCAGCUUACACAGCAGAAAGUCAAGAUGUCAGAAUACGAAUCAUAGAAUCAAGCCGCAACUGUGCUUUAAAUUACAGGGAACUGUUGAUGUUAGUUCAUCAUGUAAUUCAAAGACCUACCCAGGAAGGUAAGCAACAGUUAAUCAGCAUAUCAAGAAAAAUUGCCCAAUGUGUUUCUGAGGUUGUGUGUGGAGCCGAAACCCUGAAAGGUAGUGACUGGUUUGAUCCGGAUGAUCCAACAGUAAUAGCUGAAACCGAGUUGCUUGGAGCAGCCUCAUCUAUUGAUGCAGCUGCCAAAAAACUUUCUUUUCUUAAACCUAGAAAACAAAGUGUCAAGGAAUCUAAUAAAGAAAUGAACUUUGAUGAAUUGAUCCUUGAAGCAGCAAAGUCGAUUGCAGAAGCAACAUCUAUCCUUGUGAAAGCAGCUUCUGCAGCCCAGAAGGAGCUGUUAGAUUCUGGCAUGAUUGGAUCUCAUCCCUUGUAUACAUCUGAUGAUGGACAGUGGUCAGAAGGGCUUGUUUCUGCAGCACAUCUCGUUGCUGCUGCUACUCAUAGCCUUGUUGAGGCUGCUAAUGCACACGUACAGGGUCAUGCCACAGAAGAGAAGUUGAUUUCAUCUGCAAAACAAGUUGCAAGUUCCACUGCACAGCUGCUUGUAGCUUGUAAAGUUAAAGCAGAUCCUGAAUCUCAGGCUAUGAAGCGUCUCCAGAAUGCUGGAAAUGCAGUAAAAAGGGCUACAGAUAAUCUGGUCCGUGCAGCUCAAAAAUCAAUUGAAAAUGAUGAAGAAAGGAGUCUGAUUAUAAACAAAAGAAUGGUUGGUGGUAUUGCCCAAGAAAUUAUUGCAAGAGAAGAAAUUCUACGCAAAGAGAGAGAGCUAGAGGAAGCAAGGGAACGUUUGGCAGCUCUUCGUAAAGCAAAGUAUGGGAACAAAGCUCCUGAUGAAUAUCAAGGUUACGGUUCUCCAUAAGGUUGUCAGUGGAGCUAUAGAAGAAUAAGAUGCAUUUAUGAAACACAUAUCUAACUAACAGAUGGUUGAUCUCUCAAACACUUGUGUGAUGGAGACGAGUCAUUUUAAAGAUAACUAAAAGUAGUAUUGCUUUUUUUCAAUAGAAGUUUAAAACUGUAGUGUGUGUGUGUGUGUUUUGUUUAAAAGUGUGUCUUAAUUUGGUAUUUUUUUUUUAUUAUUGAUUUUGAAUAUUGGACAAAUUAGUGAUUUACAUAUCAAAUUUAAAAUCUGUGGUAAAGAAAGAAAAUAUUUGUAAAGCUCUAACCAUGACAUAUUUUUUGUAAACCGUAAGUUUCUAAUAGCUGUAUGAUGAAGUGCAACGAUCCCAGGUUUAUCAUCUUUUUAUUUUAAAUGGUGCUCUAGUUACAUACUCUUAAAUAUAGUGGGUAAGAUGUAAAACAUAUAGGUGGUGCUUUUCUAGAAAAAGACCUUAUGCUGUAUAAAGGCUUAUACUUAGUAUUUUAUUAACUUAAAUAUCUUCAUUUGGGGAAAUGGCUCUUCAGCUGUCUGUUCAGGUAAUGCCGUACAGUGCUUCCACUUUGACUCAAGUCUGUCCUGAAGUUUUCUACGAUAAGUAUAAGAAGUUUAGUAAGGCUCAAGCUGGAGCUAACAAAAAUAACUCUAGAAUAUUUAAUUUACACUUCAUUAAACAUAUACAUCUGUUGUGAUUAGAAUAGUUUAUAUCGAGUGAUGUAUGCUUAAUAGAAUGUCAGGAACUUAUAUCUGAUAUUUUUUCAUUUAGUAUAUAUAUAUUUUGGUUUAAAAAUGAAAUUUUCAAGUGACUCUAUGGCAGUUCAAAAUGGGCUCAAAGUAGUUCUAAUUUUGUUAACUGAAACAUCUUUUUGACUGUAACCAGGUGUGGAAUAAGUCUCACUUUCUACUGAAUCAUGAUUCUUUCUCGUUACUAACAAAAAUAUUCAAACAUUUAGUUUUUAUCGUUCUGGAAAAUUGUUGGUAAAUUAUAGACAUUACAGUUAUCCAAUAAGUUGAACAGAAUACAAUAGCCUGUAACUAUAUGUAAACAUAGCUCAGAUAUAUUAUUUUAAGCUUAAUACGUAUAAAGAAAAGAUUAAGUUUUGAUGUUAGACGUGUGCUAAAGGAAACUAAUUGUUGUUUGUGUGGGAAAAUUAAAAUUAUUUCUCUAAAAGUGGUAGCUAUUGUGAUAAAUUUGUGAGCUCCUUUAAUCAUAAAAAUUUUACGAAUUUAAAUGUUUAAUUCAAACAUAGUAAAACUGUAUUAAGGUUAAUAUUAUUCUAUAAACAUUAAUAAUGAAAUUGGUCCAUAAAUGAAAUCAAACUUUUAACUUCUUAUUUAUUAGCAUUUCUCUGCGUAAAACAACUUGUUUUGAAGACAGAAGUAAUGUUUAUUAAUCUCUGGUUUGUGAGAAUAUAUAUAUUAUCAUAAACUAACGUCUUUAAACAGAUGUACAAAUCUCCAGGUAUCUAAAGAGUCAAAUGCUUCCUCCUUUAAUUUGGAACUUGUGUGUAGAUAUUUUAUAGUUUGGAAGGUUGUUUUGGAUUGUUAACAGUGGACAAGGGUUGUUCUAGAAUUUACUAGGAGGAGAAUUGUAUUGUUACUAUAUUAGUUUAUCAGCUGUGUUAAGUAGAUUUGUUGAUACUGUGUUAUAACUUCCAAACACAAAGUCUAGUAAAAAGCUAAUAGAAUAGAAAACGUGUGCCAACUUGUAAUAAAAUGUUUAUGAGCUUAGAUGUAGAAAUAUUUUUUUGAAUUUAAACAUUAAUCCUUCUGGAUGUUCUCUCUUACACAUUGUUUUUUUUUGUUUUGUUUUUGUACACAUUAUCUUGGAACUAUAAUACAAGAAUUGGGCCUUAUAAUUCAGUUAUAGCUUUAAGUAAAAUUGACUACUAAUUAAUGUAAAAUAAUUUAGAUUACUGUAGUAUAUUUCAAAUUGAAAAGUGCCAUCUAUUGGGAAUAGGAUUUAUAAGAAUUGAAUUAUCAAAAAGAGGUACAUUUAGAAUUCACUUUUUUUUUAGUAGGAUCAUCUGAGAAGGGAACCAUAAAAGUAAUUUUUAUGUUCAAAAUGUUAAGUAAAUUAUUGGGAUAUUCUGAUCUUUCUUACAUACAUGAUUAGAACAUAUAUUAGUUGCAUGUUAUUGUGAAUUAUUGGAACGUCCACUAAAUUAAAUACUUUACGGAUCUUUCUUGGAUUUUGUUUUACUCAAACUAUAUUCCCAUACUUAUCAUGAAUGAGAAAGAACUGUAGUUAGAUUUAUAUAAAAAAUCUCAAAAAUGAAUUUCUUAUAAAACAUCAUAUAAUUGAUGGUAUAUUUUAAUAUUCAGACGUGGAAAAUGUUUUCACUGCCAUGGUUUUUGAAACCCGUUUUGAAGUAAUCGGUACAGCUGCCUAGUUAUGUGAUGUUUUUGUAGUAUUAACUAGAUAAAAGUUUUUGUUUGUUACGGUAGUAUGAUUUACAUUUUGAUACAAAAGGCAGCUCAGAACUUGUAAAUCUUUCAAAGUAAAAAAUAUAUAUAUUUUAUAAAAACAUUUAUAUACUGAUAAGUGAUACAAAGAUGUACUGGUAUAAAAGAAAUGUCUUCUGUGAACAUAUUGCUUUGUUUCCAAAUUAGAGAAAUUUAUUUUGAAUUAGAUUUUUUUUGCAGCUAAUAGUUGAAGAAAAUUCAAGAGAAGCCUUUUCUUACCCAUUUUGAGUCUUUAUGUUUUAGAUUUUUCUAAAUUUACAAAAUUCAAAUUUAGAGCUUUAAUUUAUUCAAAUAAUUGAAAAUAAUGUUAACACUGAUCAGAUUUAUUUUUGCCAAUGUUUAAAAAGCUGAAAAUCAGAAAAGUCUGUUGGGUAUUUUACAAUUUUUAAUUUUGGCUCAAUUCUGUUUUCCACAAACUUCUUCAUUGGAGUAUGUACAUGUAUAAUUGCAUUAUAGCAUAAAGAAAUUAUAAGCUCUGAACAAUAGUCUAAUCUUUUUUGAUGCUCGAGAAGUUUUUGUGAUCAAAAGUUUUUGCAGAACUUCACUCUUCUGUCCAAAGUAUAGGACAAAAACUUGUGAUUUUGUGUAAAGAAUUAAUAUUUCUCUUUUGUUAUUUCAACAAUUAAGAAGAGUACAGAGUUCAGUGAUACAUCUCUAAUACCAUAUGUUAAUCUGACAUAUAAUAACACACUUUGAUCGUGGGAAAAGUCCUGUUCAUUAAGUGGAUUGGAAAGUAAUAAAAAACGGCAAAUCUGCACUUCCUUAAAGCAUCAUAUAAGUAAAUAGGUUUUUAAAAAAAUUUUUAAGAUACUUUAUAUAAUUUGAGUUCCUUUGUGGGAAUGAGAAUUUUUCACAAAUUCUUAAUAAAAUUUAUUUUUCUUCACUUACACAUAAUCAAAAUAUGAUACUGAUGAAAAAUGUAAUAAAAUUACUUUCAAAAAAUAUAAAUAUAAUAAUGUUUCUGUAUGUUAUUUAUUAUGUAAAGCUUAUGUGAUGCACAAAGUACCAUUUAAACAUUUUGGCCAAUCAGGAAAAUGCUGGAAGAUUAAACACAUGAUUUUAUCAUAAUAUUGCUAUUACUGUUUUUAUUAAUUAAUUUAUUUCAAUUACUUUGUGUUUGUUCUCAAUUAUUUAGAAUAACUACUAUUUUGGUAAAUAAUAUUACGAUUAGUAAAAGUCUUCUACUCUGAAGGUUACAAAAAGAACAAACUAAACAUUUAUAUACAGUUAAGUGCAUGAACUUUUUCUGCUACAAAGAAAUGUUAAAUAUUGUUAUAAGCUAUCAAUUAAAACUUAAAUUUCAGUUUUUUGUUCAAUUAGUUACUGUUAUACGUAAUGAAUUGUAUUUUCUAACAAACAAUAGAAGGUCAAUUUUUUUUCCAAGUAAAAUGUGAAAAUUUCUUUUUCUUUGAAUUUAUGAAGUUCUUUCAAACAAGAAUUGGUGUAAUUCAGUAAAAAUAAAUAGGUAUUCAAACUUUUGCUUUGCAUGUAAUAUAUAUUUGUUUAAACCUUCAAGUUUUUAAAUAUUUUAACUUAGAUUUUGCCACAGUAAAGUGCUUGAAAGCUUUGAAGUUUAAAUAAACAUCAGUAGUGUUUAGUAUACUAACUUAAAAUCUCCUUUUUUUUGUUUUUGUACUACAAGUACAAA
This is a messenger RNA of Limulus polyphemus (Atlantic horseshoe crab), 11928 nucleotides long. Its product is annotated as talin-1-like. Gene Ontology annotation, molecular function: integrin binding; structural constituent of cytoskeleton; actin filament binding. Gene Ontology annotation, biological process: cell-cell adhesion. Lineage: Eukaryota; Metazoa; Arthropoda; Merostomata; Xiphosura; Limulidae. The record is from RefSeq and is a predicted model, not a curated record. Gene Ontology annotation, cellular component: ruffle; cytoskeleton; plasma membrane.